Molecule: messenger RNA, 2733 nt
Organism: Bombina bombina (fire-bellied toad)
Lineage: Eukaryota; Metazoa; Chordata; Amphibia; Anura; Bombinatoridae
Product: gastrula zinc finger protein XlCGF26.1-like
Exons: 2
Coding region: 99-1454 (451 amino acids)
Biological process (GO): regulation of transcription by RNA polymerase II
Molecular function (GO): RNA polymerase II cis-regulatory region sequence-specific DNA binding; DNA-binding transcription factor activity, RNA polymerase II-specific
Source: RefSeq, a predicted model, not a curated record
GACACGGCCAGAGCACUGAGCGAUAUCAGGUAUUGAUGUAACUGAAGUGAAUAAGGGAACCUUCUUCCUGAGCACAGACAUUGGAGCCUGUUAUCAGCAUGAACUCAUAUGUGUUAGAAAAACACUUGAAUAGUUCAUAUUCAUCCAUCACUACAGGAAGCAUCAGAAUGAUACCACAGACUCCAAAAGUCUUAGACACUAAUGACUAUUCACAAACAUUGGAGAUAUCACAGCAGAUAUUUAAAGAUGAUGGUGAAUUGGCAGGAACUGAGCAGCAAUCAUUAUAUACAGCAAGUAAUUUAGUCAUAAAACAAGAGGACACCAUUUAUGCCUUGUCUAGUGAAAUGAUUAUCCCAGAGGAUAAACCACAAACAUUUACUGAGUUCUCAAAACAUUUCAAAGAAGGGAAAAGUCUUAAGUCUAACCAAUUGAUUCAUACAAAUAAGAAACCAUUCAAAUGUACAGAAUGUGAGAAAACCUUCACAUGUAAUUUGCAUCUCCUUGAACACCACUCAGUUCAUACAAUUGUGAAACCUCACACGUGUACAGAAUGUGGGAGAUGUUUCACAACUAAAGGAAACCUUAAGUAUCAUGAAAAGUCCCACACAGGGGAGAAACCUUUUACAUGUAAUGAGUGUGGGAGAUGUUUCACAUCCAAGGGAAGUCUCAUAUCUCAUGAAAAGACCCACACAGGGGAGAAACCUUUCACAUGUAACGAGUGUGGAAGAUGUUUCACAUCCAAGGGAAAUCUCAUAUCUCAUGAAAAGACCCACACAGGGGAGAAACCUUUUACAUGUAAUGAGUGUGGAAAAAGUUUUACACAUACGAGUAAUCUGAAAAAUCAUGAAAGAAUUCACACAGGAGAAAAGCCUUUCACAUGCACUGAGUGUGGAAAAUGUUUUACACAAAGGGGUCAUCUAAAAUUUCAUGAAAGGAUUCACACAGGAGAAAAACCUUUCACAUGUACAGAGUGUGGGGAAUAUUUCACACGUAAAGGAAGCCUUAUGUAUCACAAAAAGACCCACACAGGGGAGAACCCCUUCACAUGUAAUGAGUGUGGAAGAUGUUUCACAUCCAAGGGAAAUCUCAUAUAUCAUGAAAAGACCCACACAGGGGAGAAACCUUUUAAAUGUAAUGAGUGUGGGAGAUGUUUCGCAUCCAAGGGAAGUCUCAUAUCUCAUGAAAAGACCCACACAGGGGAGAAACCUUUUACAUGUAAUGAGUGUGGGAAAAGUUUUACACGUACCAGUUAUCUGAAAACUCAUGAAAGAUUUCACACAGGAGAAAAGCCUUUCACAUGUACAGAGUGUGGAAAAUGUUUUACACUAAAGAGUUAUCUGAAAACUCAUGAAAGGAUUCACACUGGAGAAAAACCUUUCACUUGUACAGAGUGUGGAAAAAGUUUUACACAAAUAAGUCAUCUAAAAACUCAUGAAAGGAUUCACACAGGAUAAAAUCUUUCACAUGUUUAGAAAGAGGAAAAAGGUAUCACACGCCAGUCAUGUAUUACAAAACACCAAAUAUUUACUUACAAAAUAAAAUUUAUAUGCACAGUGUGGAAACCUUUUAAAAAGUAUCCUAAACAGGACAAAGAAGGAUGUUAUUGUAAAUAAUACUUUCUAAAUCUUGGUUACAAAAUUUCCAUAUUGGACGUGUUCUCCUGCUGUUCCUCUAUAUAUGUGCACCUCAGUUUCUAUCACAUCAAUGUGAUAGAAUCCAAACACCACACAGGAAUAUACAACUCUGUCCUCAUACUGACCAGUUUAGACAACCAUUCACCACCAAAGCACCCCCAGUGUUGUUUAUUAAUAUGCCAAUGUUAGGAGUUGUACUGAUUUACAUUUAGAGAAUGAAGGAGUCUUUAUAUGAAUAGAGUGUUAGAUAAUUAUAUAAACAAGAACAUCAGUCUCAAAUGAUUGACAUCUGGGAAAUAUAUUUAAUGUGCACAUCAUGUGGAUAAACCUUUUCUUAUAGCAAUAGAUGCUUAGCAUUGUACAUGUUAUAUAGCAGAGGGAUCAUUGAUGGGAAACUGAUUUUAUUUAAUGAGACACAAUGGGCUAGAUUACAAGUGGAGUGCUAAUUUAUCGCGCACCCCCCAAAUGGGCACAUUUUCCCAUUUGUGGGUGCACAAUAAAUAAUCGGCCAUUACAAGUUGCUGAUUAUUGCUACCAUGAGCUUGUAGUAGCAAUUAGUGCAUAGAAAAUUAACCAGAAAUCAGAUCUCUUGUUAAUUUUAUAAAUUUCCACCAAAUGCCCCUAAAUUUAGUUUUUUUUUUUUAUUUUAAAUUGCACUCAGCAGUUUUUGGGGGCUAAAGUCAGCGACUGUGCGGUGUUAGGAAAAAAGGGCACUGAAAAUGUCUUUACACUGUGGUCUAUGGGAACUUUGUGUUCCCUGUAAAUAUAAGUAUAUGCUUAUAUACAUAUAUAUUAUUUGUUAUAUGUAUAUACACAUAUUAAUACACAAACAUAUAUAUAUAUAAGCACGUACAUAUGUAUUUACAUUUGCUGCCGUCGCUCUCAUGCUGUGUCUCACGGCAUGAAAACGAGGCUCCCAUUGGAGCAUAUGGAAGAGCGCUCUCAUUUUGCGCUCCAUUUAUAAUCAGGCGCAAUAUCAGUAACUGGUACAUUUGUGAUCAUAAUCAGUUUAAUUUAAAUGGCUACUAUAACCUACAUGUAUACUGCGUAUGUAAUAUGUGUGUCAUGUGAUCAUAAUCAGUUUAAUUUAAAUGGCUAC